AUGGGCAGCAAGAUGGCGUCCUCCAGCAGGGUGGUUCAGGUAGUCAAGCCACAUACACCAUUAAUAAGGUUGCCUGACAGAAGAGACAAUCCUAAACCUAAUGUGUCAGAAGUUUUGAGAUCAGCAGGACUACCGUCUCAUUCUUCUUCAGUUUCACAGCAUUCUAAGGGAAGUAAAUCACCAGAUUUGCUGAUGCAUCAUGGUCCACCAGAUACUGCAGAAAUAAUAAAAACAUUACCUCAGAAAUACAGAAGGAAACUUGUGUCUCAAGAAGAAAUUGAAUUUAUCCAACGUGGAGGUCCGGAAUAAUCACUGACAGUGUGGCUGCUGUUUGUCAUCAGACAACAGAAUAGUCUUUACAAUAAAGA
Nyctereutes procyonoides (raccoon dog) is the source of this 368-nucleotide messenger RNA. Its product is annotated as alpha-ketoglutarate dehydrogenase component 4-like. The transcript has a single exon. Lineage: Eukaryota; Metazoa; Chordata; Mammalia; Carnivora; Canidae. The record is from RefSeq and is a predicted model, not a curated record. Bases 1 to 309 code for a protein of 102 amino acids. Gene Ontology annotation, biological process: 2-oxoglutarate metabolic process.